AUGCAGGAAACCAAGAAAGCAAGCUCCCCAAGCGGGCCAGGAGCUGCCACUGCGGCCAGGUUUCCAGGUCAUGCCUCGAAGCCUUCCACCAGCGAUACGGGCUUCUCCCACGGGGCCUACAGCUCGAACCAGUUCUCAAUGGGUGGGUACGGAGACAGGCACCCGCGCCGAGCGAACAUUCCUUCGAUCAACACACAAACUAUGACCCAACAAGGUCAGAACGACAUGGUAACUCCCGGUACGGCCUUCGACAUGCAGUUCACUCCUUUGCUCCCAUCCCAGCUUCUGCUCGGCUCGCCCUUCCAGCAAGGCUCACCAGCUCCAUUCCAGAGCCCUCAAUUCCAGCAGUACACCACGUACCAGCAACCAAGCCAACAGCAACAGCAGCAGAACAUGGGUCCCCUCUCUCCUCAACUCUACCAGACGCUCGUAUCUCCCUCUACCUAUGGCGCGCCCCAGUUCUACGUCCCGCAAUCUCCAACUGCCAAUGGAUUCACGAACUUGAAUAGUCAGAUGGGCCAGAUGCAGAUCCAGCCCGCUUCUCCCGUCCAAUUGUCACCUGGGCUGGCUUCGGGCACGAGCAGAACGGUUUACUUGGGCAACAUUCCCCCGGAGACAUCGGCAGAGGAGAUCUUGGGUCAUGUGCGAAGCGGACAAAUAGAAUCGGUCAGACUUCUGCCAGACAAGAACUGUGCUUUUAUUUCUUUCUUGGACGGAAGCUCCGCCACGCAUUUUCACUCCGAUGCUAUCUUGAAGAAGCUUUCUAUUCGCGGUCAGGAUAUCAAGGUUGGAUGGGGCAAACCAUCGCAGGUGCCUACUUCCGUCGCCCUUGCGGUUCAACAGUCUGGGGCUUCUAGAAACGUAUACUUGGGGAAUCUUGAGGAGAGCGUUACGGAGGAUGAGCUGCGUGAGGACUUGAGCAAGUUUGGCCCAAUUGACACCGUCAAGAUUGUGCGGGAAAAGGCGAUUGGCUUCGUUCACUUCCUAUCCAUUGGAAACGCGAUCAAGGCGGUCGCCCAGCUCCCACAGGAGUCCAAAUGGCAGUCCCCCCGACGUGUGUACUACGGAAAGGAUAGAUGCGCCUACGUGUCCAAAACUCAGCAGCAAAACGCUGCGCAAUACCUCGGCAUUGCCCCUGGGUACGCUCAUGUGCUCAACGGUGCCGACCGUGACCUCAUCUCCAAUGCUUUGGCUCAACAAUCCGUCGCAGCGGCCGCCGUUGCUACUACUGCCGGAGGCAUCAACAACCUUGGCAACCGAACCGUCUAUCUCGGAAAUAUUCACCCCGAGACGACCAUUGAAGAGAUCUGUAAUGUUGUCAGAGGUGGACUUCUGCACCACAUUCGAUAUAUACCCGACAAGCACAUCUGCUUCGUCACCUUUAUUGACCCGACUUCUGCUGCUUCUUUCUACGCUCUGAGUAACUUGCAGGGCUUGAUGAUCCACAACCGGAGGUUGAAGAUUGGAUGGGGAAAACACUCGGGCGCUCUCCCAGCCGCGAUUGCUCUUGCCGUUAGCGGUGGGGCUUCCCGAAACGUCUACGUCGGAAACCUGGAUGAGUCCUGGACCGAGGAGAGGCUGAGACAGGACUUCUCCGAGUACGGGGAGAUUGAGCUGGUCAACACUCUUCGGGAGAAGAGCUGUGCAUUCGUCAACUUCACCAACAUUGCGAACGCCAUCAAAGCCAUCGAGGCUAUUCGAGGCAAGGACGAUUACCGCCGCUUCAAGGUCAACUUUGGCAAGGAUCGCUGUGGAAACCCUCCACGUCAAGCGCAAUCAUCUGCCCAGUCACCCCGCAACGAUGGUGUGAGCUCCCCACCUCCGCCCAACAGCGGCGGUCUUCAACCCAGCCACAACGGUAGCUCGCCAACGACCUCUCAAGCUCCUGGCUCGGCCACCAGCGGCCAGGGGUUCCAACAGUCGGCCCCUACACCAUCUGCCAUCCUCAAUGCUGGUAGUAACAACCCCCUUACCAUGUAUCUGAACCAAGUGUCCCAGCAAGUGCAGCAGCAAGCCCAGAAUCAGCAACUUGAUCCUUAUUCCGUAGCUCAACUCCAACAGCAGCAACAACAAGUCCUCCAGGCCCAACAAGCAGCUCUGUACGGCAACGGCUCCCAGAAUCUCGAUGCACUUGACAUCCAGCAGAACAUGAACCAACCACAAUCUGCCAGCAUCAACGGAUUCCAGAACGGGACUUCCAACGCUCCCAUCACCAACGCCCUAUUGGCUCCGGCCCGCAGCCAGCACAACCGUGCCGCUAGUCUGCCCGCCUUUGCUCAGCAGUUCCAAGAGAACGGUCAGCCAAACGCCAGUGAGCAGCAGAGACGUGGUGGUCACCAGUACCAGAGUUCCUUCUCGGGCCUCGGUAACGGUAAUUUCACUAAUGCCUACGGACUUGCGAUCCAGGAAAACUCGGGCAUGAACGGACUUAAUGGUUGGGUUGAAGAGGAGAUUGUCGGCAACUAA
Messenger RNA from Drepanopeziza brunnea f. sp. 'multigermtubi' MB_m1, 2466 nucleotides. RefSeq lists its product as uncharacterized. Lineage: Eukaryota; Fungi; Ascomycota; Leotiomycetes; Helotiales; Drepanopezizaceae. Gene Ontology annotation, cellular component: cytoplasmic stress granule. Gene Ontology annotation, molecular function: mRNA binding. The record is from RefSeq and is a predicted model, not a curated record.